ACAGCUGUCCGCCAUUUUGUUUUAUUAAGUUGCUGCGUUAUUCCUUCCAGUUUUAAAAUCGUAUUUAAGCUUAAAUUAUUUCUUUUACUGCUUGAAAACAAAGUCAUACACGAUGGGAUGUGAUGGUGGUACAAUUCCAAAGCGAGAUGAACUCGUUCGCAUGAAGAAAAAACCUGAAAAAGUCGACAAAAACUUCGAGUUGAACGCGAGAUGGUUCCACUGUGCUAUCAGCCAAGAGCAACUUAACCCUCCUGUCGUAUCCUGUGAACUUGGAAAUCUUUACAACAAAGAAUCAUUACUAGAAUUCCUUUUAGACAAAGCCUCUGCUACCUCAGGUAUAGCCAAGCACAUCCGUAGCUUGAAAGACGUGAAAGAACUGAAGCUUACAAAGAACCCUGCAUUUGACGAGAAAUUAAAGGGCGAACAAGCUGAUGCGUAUCAGGAUUUUCAGGCGAGUCGUUACAUUUGUCCUGUCGUUGGAAUCGAAAUGAAUGGACGGUACAAGUUCUGCUUCUUGUGGAAGUGUGGUUGUGUGUUUUCUGAGCGUGCACUGAAAGAGGUGAAGUCUUCUGUUUGCCAUAAAUGUGGGCAAAGUUUUUCCGAUGAGGAUGUCGUCAUAAUUAAUGGAAGUGAAGAAGAAUUUGAAACCAUGAAAACUAAGAUGCUAGAAAGAAGACAAAAGGCAAAAAUUGAUAAGAAGUCACGAAAAAGUAAAGCUACAGCUACAGUUUCUUCAGAAGCUUCAAGCUCAAGUUCUGAGUCAUCAACAUCACAAGCAGACAAAGUUUUUAAACACCCAAGUACGACUGAGGUUGAAAUACCUACAAAGAAAGCAAAAGUGGACAGUAUGCCUCAAGUCAAUGGUGCCGUAGGAUCUGCUAGUUCAUCUAAGAAGACAAAAUCUAAAGGAAAAGAUCCCAAGAUUAAUAUGAAAUUACCAGAGCUGUCCAAGUAUAAGACUGUUGCCGAGGACCCUAAUGCAAGUAAAGUGUACAAGUCUCUGUUUGCCUCGGGGCAUGAGAAAAGGCCUGAACACUUAAAAUCCAAUUGGGUUACAUAUCACGCUUAUGGUGGAUAUCAUGUUUAAAGACAAAAUGCUCUCAAACUAUUUCCAUUCAAUAGGAAGCUCCUAUAGAUACUAUUGAUAAAGGGCUUAUAGUACAUUUCAUUGCAGGUACAACUAGAUCAUGGUCUACCAUAUUGUACCUUACAACAUGACUCAUAGCAUGGAGCAUAGGAUACCUUUGGGCUAGUUGUAGAUUUUAUUUUGUUAAAAAUUCAUACUAAUGCCAUACUUUUGGUGGUACUAUAGCGAUACUUCCUGUAAAAUGAGCCUUUUGUUUGCGUACCUUGUGACAACCAGAAAUUGAUUGGCUGGUAAAACAAAGGACCUACCAAAACCUUUUUUGAAAAUGAUUGGCAUAUUAUUGUCACAAUGCUUUUUGUUAGUAAACAUAAAGUAUUGCCAUUCUGUAAAUAUACCAUAUCAGAGGUUAAGAUAACGGCUGGACAUUGGACAGUGUCUGACCAGAACUGUGACUUUUUGGUCAAAUCUUUGCUUUGCCAGUCAUUUUGACCAGUAACGUUUUCGCCAUAGAUGAGUUAUGACUGAGCUAAAACUAAUUUGGCCUCCGAUCAUGAACAGUGACUGAUCAGCUGUUAUUUUAAGCCCUGCAAUAUAUUAUGUGAUUAUAACUGAAAAAGCCUAUAUGUAUUUAAGUUUUCCUUCGUAUUAGGCAACUGACAACUUACUGUUAGAUGCAAGCAAAUGAGAAUGAUCUGUGAUAUAAAUAAAGCUUUGAGGUUAUAAUACUAGA
Actinia tenebrosa (Australian red waratah sea anemone) is the source of this 1817-nucleotide messenger RNA. RefSeq names its product replication termination factor 2. Gene Ontology annotation, biological process: mitotic DNA replication termination. The record is from RefSeq and is a predicted model, not a curated record. Gene Ontology annotation, cellular component: nucleus. NCBI's taxonomy places the organism in Eukaryota, Metazoa, Cnidaria, Anthozoa, Actiniaria, Actiniidae.